Ostreobium quekettii is the source of this 3114-nucleotide messenger RNA. The record is from the annotation of a GenBank genome assembly. NCBI's taxonomy places the organism in Eukaryota, Viridiplantae, Chlorophyta, Ulvophyceae, Bryopsidales, Ostreobiaceae.
AUGGCCGAUCCCCCACCGGCGGAUGAUUUGCGGCGAAAAUUGGUGUCCCCGGAUGCGGGUCGCGUGGAAAAGCGGUCGCGGAUUGGCACGUGGUAUCAAGUCGAGCUGCUGGCUCGAAUGGAUUUGAGAUGGAUACGCACCAAGGGCGGCGCAGACUUCCCCAGGAACACCAAGGCCUGGGUGGGAAAGGGGGGCCACAUCGAGCUGGUGAGAGGCCGGACGGACGUGAUCUACACGGAAGGAGACUGUACGUGGAUUGUGCAGUUGGAUGGGGAAAAGAAGGUGUUCAGGGCAGGCUCGGCUGAGUGCGCGUCUCAGUGGGUGGCCGCUCUUCGGUGGCGUGUGCGUCCAUGGAUUGAACUGUUGCGAGGCCGUGGCCCCGAACGCCAGGAUCGGCUCGGUGCCUUGCAGGAACGCGACCAGGCAAGCUGGCCUCUGCGCAUGGCCCAUCUGGAAGUGGCCCAGUCUGCAGUACGAGUGAUGGACACUGCAGCAAAGGUCACCGGGGAUGUAUUGGGUAAAUUGCCUGUCGUGGGACCCGCAUUUUCGGUGCUGGGCUUCGCCCUGGAGGUGGCUGGCAGAGUCAAGGCUGACGUCGACGGCCUGCGCCCGGCACAAUCUGGGCUUGCACGAGUUGCACGACGAACCAUGGAAACGUUGCAGGGAGGCUUGGAGCAGCAGCUGGAGUGUCGCCUUGAGGAGCUCUCUGAGCUGAUGGGAGUGAUCGAAGAAGGCGCCCGACAGCUUGAGAGUUUCGAGUUUCAGUCAAAUAUGCGGAUGAUGGUGCAUGGAAUAUUCAAGGGCAAGCCAGGACCAGCAACAGUUACAGAAUUGGUCUCCCAUUGUGAGUCCCGGCUGGAAUCCUACGAGGUCCAUGACACGAAUGAGGUGGCACACAAUACGGACAAGAAGAUGGAUGACAUUCCGAAGCAAGUGGCAGCAGCAGUUGAGUCAGCAAUGCGAAAGGAGGACAGUACAAGUGGUGCAUCGUCUUACAUUCCUGUGGACCCCAAGGCGAUCGGGCGUGACGAACAAGCGUCUGUGAUCAAGAAGCUGAUUCUCAGCGACAAUACCAAGUACGUUGCUCUGGUUGGCAUGGGUGGAGUGGGCAAGACCACCCUAGCAGUGUGUGUGAUGAAUGAUCCAGAUAUACAGAACAGAUUCCAGAAAAAUAAACAAACCAAGUGCCUUGGCGUGGCGUUUGUGGUAGUUUCACAGAACCCAGACCUCCUGGACUGUCAAAAGCGAAUUUGGGAAGCCCUUGUGGGAGGUAAAGCGGAUUUUGUCACUGUGGAGGAUGGAAAGCGGCGGUUGGAAGCUGCAUUGCAAGACAAAUCUUUUUGUCUUAUUUUGGAUGACACCUGGGAGGAAUCUGACGUGGUCCAUCUCGAUGUUGCAUCUCCAAAUAGCCGGGUGCUCAUAACAUCACGAAAUGACAAGGUCGCGCAUGUUGUGGGUGCCAAGUGCCAUGAUGUGACACCUUUGGAUGAGGCAAAAUCGCAUCAACUGUUCUGCAAGCACGCCUUUGAUGGCGGCAUGCCGAAAAAAUGGCAAGAGAAGCAUGUACGGGAUAUCAUCGAAAAGUGCGCAGGGCUUCCCCUCACAUUGGAGAUUAUGGGGAAGUUGGCCAGAAGUUUUGAAGAGCGAGCACAGUGGCAAAAUGCUGUGCAAAUAUUGACAGCAAGCUCAAUGGUCAAGAAGAGCGUGUUUGACCAUGUGUUUGAGCUGAGUUUCAACAGUGUGGAUGCUGUCCAUCGGGAAGUGCUGUUGGAUUUGGCGAUGUUGCCUGAAGAUCACCGUGCCCGAGCUACGGACGUGGCAGAAUUGGAAACAUGCAUCGGAUCGUGUACUGAUCAACAAGCAGCAUGUCAGGUGCUGAGGGACUUGGAGGACAGGGCAUUGAUCAAAAAGGAAGGUAAAGAUACUUAUGGCAUGCCAGAGCUGCAGCCCUCUCGCAAUUGGUGUGGUAAGCUGUUUGGUUUGCGGUACUACUUGCACGAUGUGGUCCGCGAAGGUGCUCUCAGGCACAUUGCCAGCACUCCAGUGUUGCAACGAGAGAGGUUGGUGUCAUCGCAGUUGAGAGACACCAUUGGCAGGGGCACGGCAUUCAUGGCCAACAGAUUUUCUGCCAGUCAAAAGAUCAGGACGGACCAACAGAGGGUUUUGUGCGAACUGGAUAUGCCAAAAUUGCAGGCUCUUGUGCUGCGAGAUGCAGGAGUGCCAGGGCUGCCUCCUUCCAUCUUAACUGCCCAUUUGUUGGCAAUUGACUUGACGUCCGCAGGCAUCAUUGAGAUGCCAUCACAUGUGUCAUGUCUUCAAUCGCUGCAGCUGCUCAGAGUGGAUGAUUGCAGUGGGCUGACGUAUCUUCCAAGUGAAAUGGGUGCAAUGAUGGAGCUCAGGGUGCUGUCCAUGAGGCGUUGCAUGGGCAUCUAUGAACUUCCCAAGUCUAUGGGAAGCCUGACCAAGCUGUCCAAGCUUCUGAUGCCAGAAUGUGGAAUCGCCCACUUCUACCUACCUGAUACGAAAAAUUGGCAGAAGUUGACCAUGUUGGACUUGAGCGGUUGUGUGGGUCUGAAGCAGUUGCCCCAAAACUUUGGAGAUUUGACAUGUUUGGCUCACCUGAACUUGGGUGGUUGCUGGCAGCUGACAUGCCUGCCGAGCAGUAUUGGUCAAUUGUUGCACCUACGAGUGCUGAUUCUGCACAACUGCCGCAGUUUGACGGCAUUGCCAGACAGCACAACAAACCUUGCUGAGUUGGAGGAGCUGGAUUUGCAGCAGUGCAAGCAGCUGGCAGACCUUCCUAGUGCCCUUGGCUCCUGUUGCCUAAAGUUGAGGAUAUUGAGACUUCAGGGGAUUGAUGGUAUGGCAUUCCCACAAUUUGCAAGCAGCCUGGAGUGCCUUGAGGUUCUGGGUCUUCCAGAAGUAUGUGAAGUGCCCGAGGGCUGCAAACAGCAUUUUGAAGAGUUUGAAGUAUCACUGGAGCAAGAUGGAUCUGGCGUGUUGUGCGGGGACGGUGUCAUAUCUAGCACUCCUCUCCACUGGGCAGCUGAACUUGGCAUGGACAAGAUGGCUGCCUUUCACUUGAAAGAAGUGGAUGUGGAGUUUCGGGACCGG